CCUCUCAUAAAUCUCCCGCUGUCACAUUUCUCCGGUACCUGAGCCAUUUCCCAACUCGCACUAGUCUGAUUCGCCUCACCUCACUCCAGUCCGACCCAGUCCGACCCAGUUCGACCAAGCCUGGCCCUUGAAGCGAAAUUCGACCCCGAGAAGAGGACAAAAGAGGACAACAAGGUCAACCCACAUUGCCGUUCCUCGGCCUGAUCUAAUUUCAUUUCUUUUCGUGAUUGGCAUCCCAAUACCCACCACGUCAUGGCUUCCAACGAUUAUUACCACGGCAGCAAACCGCCAUCAGGAGCAACUCCCUCGCCUGCUCCCUACUACGCCGGCGCAUAUAACAACAACAACAGCAUCCCUUCCACCAGCUCCACCCCUGCGCCUCCCUACAGCUCAAUACCGAACGCGCCCAGUGCCAGCCAACCGCCACCGCGCCAAAACACCGUAUCCCCCUUCGAAACCGUCUUCGACGAUCACGUUUACCCAGUAGACUCGACACAGGACGGGUUCCGGCACAACAGCCACAGCCAGAGCCCCCAGGGUUUGAGUAAUAUGAAUACCGCCUACACUGGCCACGGCCAAACGCCGUACAGCACGUACGAUAUUGAUCAGUCAAAACCUUACGCGCAGCAGGACACUGGUUACUUCGGCCACUCUUCCAUUUCUCCCGAUCCCAGCAGACCGAAUGUGGCCGACGAUAUUCCUCUGCAGAGCCGGCAGCCGACGCAGCCGCACAAGGACGUUGAAAUGAACGACACCGAUCACGUCUACGACGCACCGCAGGGAUCUCGACGCUCCAAGAGCCAGCGCGACAAGAAGAAGGUCGGCUUUGGUCAACUUGGUAUGUUUGGUGCCGACAGGAAGGGUAUCCCGUGGGUGGUUUAUGUCUUCACCCUGGUUCAGACUGCAGUCUUCAUCGGUGAGAUCGUCAAGAAUGCUCAACUGACGGGCUCGCCGAUCAUGACGAAGCCCUCUUUCAACCCCAUGAUCGGACCCUCGACGUACGUGAUGAUCAACAUGGGCGCUCGAUACGUUGCCUGCAUGCACAAUGUCAAGGGCAUCCAAGAUCUUGGCCAGCCCAUUACCUGGCCUUGCCCGAACUCGACGUCGAACGAUGCCAGCAACCCUUCGAAUCAGUGCACCUUGGGCGAAUUGUGCGGUUUUGGUGGCGUGCCCGAGCCUACCUACACCAACAUCAACCAGUCGCCGGAGCCCAACCAGUGGUUCCGCUUCAUCACGCCUAUCUUCUUGCACGCAGGUCUUAUCCACAUUGGGUUCAACUUGCUUCUGCAGAUGACGAUAGGGAAAGAGAUGGAGGUAGCCAUCGGCUCGAUUCGGUUCUUCUUGGUAUAUAUGAGCGCCGGUAUCUUUGGCAACGUCAUGGGAGCGAACUAUGCCGGCGUCAUGGCCGCAUCGACGGGUGCAUCAGGCGCGCUCUUUGGUAUCAUCGCCCUUAUGCUUCUCGACCUCUUGUACUCGUGGAAAGAUCGGCGCAGCCCUGUUAAGGAUCUGAUGUUCAUAAUGUUGGACGUCGUCAUAUCCUUUGUGUUGGGACUUCUGCCGGGUCUGGACAACUUUGCCCAUAUUGGUGGUUUCUUGAUGGGUCUAGCGCUUGGCGUCUGCGUUCUGCAUUCUCCCAACUCACUAAGACGGAGAAUGGGAGCCGAAGACCCGUCCUACGCAUCAAUGCAGCUCAAUCCUAAUCAAGGCCCGCCCCCUUUCUUGAAGAACCCAGUUGGGUUCUUCAAAGGCCGGAAGCCACUUUGGUGGGCUUGGUGGCUGGUCAGAGCAGGCUUUUUGCUGACCAUCAUCAUCGUCUUCAUUGUCUUGCUCAACAACUUCUACAUCUACCACAACACUUGCAGCUGGUGCAAGUACCUCAGUUGUCUUGUAAGUAUCACCGGAUCAAUUCUCAGCGGCAGUCUGCUAACCCAAGAAUAGCCUGUCAACAAUUGGUGCGAGCUUGACAACUUCAAAAUCACGAAAUCUUGAAGGGUCGAUGUCAUUAGAAAAUCGACCGCCCUUAUGAUGCAUCGGGUCACAUUUUUGACAAGGGGGUUUCAUGGUUUGCAUUGCUCAGCGACGGCGUCUGGUUCAAGAUGGGUAUUUUAUGA
Messenger RNA from Colletotrichum navitas, 2111 nucleotides. Its product is annotated as rhomboid family protein. Gene Ontology annotation, cellular component: membrane. Gene Ontology annotation, molecular function: serine-type endopeptidase activity. The record is from RefSeq and is a predicted model, not a curated record. The coding region runs from base 253 to 1938 and encodes 561 amino acids. NCBI's taxonomy places the organism in Eukaryota, Fungi, Ascomycota, Sordariomycetes, Glomerellales, Glomerellaceae. Gene Ontology annotation, biological process: proteolysis. The transcript has 2 exons.